This is a messenger RNA of Sclerotinia sclerotiorum 1980 UF-70, 1317 nucleotides long. Its product is annotated as enolase. The transcript is spliced from 5 exons. Gene Ontology annotation, cellular component: phosphopyruvate hydratase complex. Bases 1 to 1317 code for a protein of 438 amino acids. NCBI's taxonomy places the organism in Eukaryota, Fungi, Ascomycota, Leotiomycetes, Helotiales, Sclerotiniaceae. Gene Ontology annotation, biological process: glycolytic process. Gene Ontology annotation, molecular function: magnesium ion binding; phosphopyruvate hydratase activity. The record is from RefSeq and is a predicted model, not a curated record.
AUGGCUAUCACUAAGAUUCACGCUCGUUCCGUCUACGAUUCCCGUGGAAACCCAACCGUCGAGGUUGAUGUUGUCACUGAGACUGGUCUCCACCGUGCCAUUGUCCCAUCUGGUGCUUCCACUGGUCAACACGAGGCUGUUGAGCUUCGUGAUGGAGACAAGGACAAGUGGGCUGGAAAGGGUGUUACCAAGGCUGUUGCAAACGUCAACGAUAUCAUUGGCCCAGCUCUUAUCAAGGAGAACAUUGAUGUUAAGGAUCAAUCCAAGAUUGAUGAGUUCUUGAACAGCCUUGAUGGCACACCAAACAAAGGAAAGUUGGGUGCCAACGCCAUCCUUGGUGUCUCUUUGGCUGUCGCCAAGGCCGGAGCUGCUGAGAAGGGUAUCCCACUCUACGCUCACGUUUCCGAUCUUGCCGGAACCAAGAAGCCUUACGUUCUCCCAGUCCCAUUCAUGAACGUUCUUAACGGAGGUUCCCACGCUGGUGGACGUUUGGCCUUCCAAGAGUUCAUGAUCGUACCUUCCGCUGCCCCAUCUUUCACUGAGGCUCUUAGACACGGUGCUGAGGUUUACCAAAAGCUCAAGUCUCUUGCCAAGAAGAAGUACGGUCAAUCCGCCGGUAACGUCGGUGACGAAGGUGGUGUUGCACCAGAUAUUCAAACCGCUGAGGAGGCUCUCGAGCUCAUCACUGAGGCUAUCGAGGCUGCUGGUUACACCGGAAAGAUGAACAUCGCUAUGGAUGUUGCUUCCAGCGAGUUCUACAAGGAGGAUGCCAAGAAGUACGAUUUGGACUUCAAGAACCCAGAGAGUGACCCAACCAAGUGGAUCACAUACGCCGAGCUCGCCGAUCAGUACAAGACCCUUGCCAAGAAAUACCCAAUUGUCAGCAUUGAGGAUCCAUUCGCUGAGGAUGACUGGGAGGCAUGGAGCUACUUCUACAAGUCUUCCGACUUCCAAAUCGUCGGUGAUGACUUGACUGUCACCAACCCAAUUAGAAUCAAGAAGGCCAUUGAGCUCAAGUCUUGCAAUGCUCUCUUGUUGAAGGUCAACCAAAUCGGUACUCUUACUGAGUCUAUCCAAGCUGCCAAGGACUCCUUCGCCGCUGGAUGGGGUGUCAUGGUUUCUCACCGUUCUGGAGAGACUGAGGAUGUCACCAUUGCCGAUAUCGUUGUUGGUCUCCGUGCUGGUCAAAUCAAGACUGGUGCCCCAGCUAGAUCUGAGCGUUUGGCCAAGUUGAACCAAAUCUUAAGAAUCGAGGAGGAGCUCGGUGACAAGGCUGUUUAUGCUGGAGAGAACUUCAGAACUGCUGUCAAUUUGUAA